GCUGGACCCCCACUCUCGCCAAUGGCUCUCUGAAAUCCGCGACAGCGCUUCUCCGGCCUGUGAAUUAUAUAAGUACAGGUACAUGUCCUCGGUUCGAGGCCAUUCUCGUUGACGUAUCCGUACCGUUCGUCGAUCAAUUUGCUAUCCCUUUGUCAAGCCUCCGCACCUCUGCAACGUCUUCGUCAAUAUAAAACCCAUCAGACUUCCGCCAGAAGCACCCAUACCUACCAUGUCACCGCAUAACGACGCCCCUUCUCCUGCACAUAGCUUCAACUCUCGCUCGGGGUACCCUAUCCACCACCAGGCUGUGCAAUCAAUCUACGCCAUGAGCCACUAUAACGACUCUUUCGAAACAAGCUCCGUCGAGUCUGGAGACGUGGGCUUGCGGCGGUCGCUAGUGCCAGGUAUCUACGUCCCCACAGUGGCCUUCUUCGACCCCAUGACCGACAAUGUCGACGUCGAGACAACAGCCAACCACGCUGUCCGUCUAGCAAAAGCCGGCGUCGCUGGCAUCACCACCCAAGGAUCGAAUGGCGAGGCGGUCCACCUCUCACAUACGGAGCGUAACCUGAUCACCAGCACCACUCGUAAAGCGCUAGACGACUCUGGCUUUGGUUACAUGCCCGUCAUUGUCGGCUGUGGCGCUCAAUCCACCCGGGAGACGAUCGAGCUUUGCGAGGAGGCCGCCUCCGCUGGCGGAGACUACGCUUUGGUACUACCGCCCGCAUAUUACCAAGGAUUGUUCUCCAAAGACACCGUCAUCAGCUUUUUCCGAGACAUAGCGACGGCCUCACCUAUCCCUAUACUCAUCUACAACUACCCUGGCGCCGUAUCAGGACUGGAUCUCAACUCGGAUGCCAUCACUGAGCUCGCCCAGCAUCCAAAUAUUGUCGGCUGCAAAUUGACCUGCGGUAACACCGGCAAGUUGAACCGCAUCGCGGCCGCCACGCGUGCUGCCACUCUCUCUGACCCCGGAUCUGGUUUCAUGUGCAUGGGUGGCUCCGUGGACUUCACCCUUCAAACCCUGAUUGGGGGAGGAUCUGGAAUCAUCGGCGGCAUGGCGAACAUCGCGCCUAAGGCCUGCGUCAGGCUGGUUGAGCUGUUCGAGGCCGGCGAGCACGCAGAAGCACGCAAGCUGCAAGCCGUUGUGGCUCGCGGCGACUGGGCGGCCAUUCAGGGCGGCAUCAUCGGCACCAAGGCUGCCCUCAUGUCCCACUUUGGGUAUGGAGGCUAUGCUCGCAAGCCUCUUCCCAGGCCGAACAAGGAAGAAAUCCGCAAGUGGCGCGACGCAUUCGAAGAGCUGGUCAGAGUUGAGAACUCUCUAUGAACUCCCACCGUCGUAUUCUCCGCUCAGAACGUGCGUCAGCCGCAUCGCCAUGAGAGAUCCCCUUCCUUUCUCUGCUCUUCCCCUGCUUUCGUCGACAACAUCGACCUUAAUGAGUUUCGCUUGCGACGAUCUGCGAAGUCCUCAUGUUCGCGGCACACACGAUUCAGCAUCUUCACCGGCGUUGAGCUCUUUGCAUUAUCUGUGGCGUUUCCUUUGGCUUGAGCGUCUCGCUUCCUUGCGCUGGUCUGUGUCCUAGGCG
Trematosphaeria pertusa is the source of this 1586-nucleotide messenger RNA. Its product is annotated as dihydrodipicolinate synthase. Gene Ontology annotation, molecular function: 4-hydroxy-tetrahydrodipicolinate synthase activity. NCBI's taxonomy places the organism in Eukaryota, Fungi, Ascomycota, Dothideomycetes, Pleosporales, Trematosphaeriaceae. The record is from RefSeq and is a predicted model, not a curated record. The transcript has a single exon. The coding region runs from base 230 to 1327 and encodes 365 amino acids.